Molecule: messenger RNA, 819 nt
Organism: Olea europaea var. sylvestris
Lineage: Eukaryota; Viridiplantae; Streptophyta; Magnoliopsida; Lamiales; Oleaceae
Product: tyrosyl-DNA phosphodiesterase 1-like
Exons: 2
Coding region: 368-706 (112 amino acids)
Biological process (GO): single strand break repair; double-strand break repair
Cellular component (GO): nucleus
Molecular function (GO): single-stranded DNA binding; double-stranded DNA binding; 3'-tyrosyl-DNA phosphodiesterase activity
Source: RefSeq, a predicted model, not a curated record
UACAAUAUAAAAAUAUAACAAGAAAAUUGGUAUUUUUAAAUUUUAAUUGAUUUGUCAGGAAGAAUAAUCAAUAUGGUUGUGCAAUGAAUUCUCUGCAGGACAAUGCUUACUACCAUCCUGUGUAUAUUGGUUGCAUAAACAAUGACGCUUAAUAUUCUGUUUGAUUUUCCUCCAUUUUGAAUUCUCUAUAUGCCUAGGUAUCAUUUUGUGGUAAUGUUAAUAUAUUUACUUUCUAGUUUGAUUGUUUGCAUUUGACUAUCACCUAUGAUACUGUUAAUCUCAUUUUCUUUUUUUGUUACUUUAUGGCGUUGAGUCUAUUUCCUCAUAUUGCUAAAAAACUUGUUUCCAUCGUUAUGUAGCAUGUCCCAUGCUUAAAAAAGUCCCUCAUGUUCUCGUUGUUCAUGGAGAAGGUGAUGGUACGCUCGAGUAUAUGAAGAGAAACAAGCCUUCUAACUGGAUUCUCCACAAGCCUCCAUUACCCAUUUCAUAUGGAACACAUCACUCGAAAGCCAUGCUUCUUGUCUAUCCUCAAGGAGUUCGAGUCAUCGUACAUACGGCAAAUUUAAUAUAUGUUGAUUGGAACAACAAAAGCCAAGGUUUGUGGAUGCAAGAUUUUCCAUGGAAGGAUCAAAACAGUGCAAGCAAGGGGUGUGGAUUUGAAAGUGACUUAAUUGAUUAUCUGAGUGUACUAAAGGUACUAUUAUAAAAUUGGAUUCAUCACUGAAGAUGUGUACUUUCUGAGAAUCAAUGCUAAUUUCUAAGAAGCUAUUUUAAGUUCCUCCUACUAUUUUGGAGAUAGUUCAUCAAUGCUGACCAGAU